Laccaria bicolor S238N-H82 is the source of this 2307-nucleotide messenger RNA. RefSeq lists its product as uncharacterized. The record is from RefSeq and is a predicted model, not a curated record. NCBI's taxonomy places the organism in Eukaryota, Fungi, Basidiomycota, Agaricomycetes, Agaricales, Hydnangiaceae. Bases 1 to 2307 code for a protein of 768 amino acids. The transcript is spliced from 4 exons.
AUGAGGUCUUCAUGCACCCGUGGUGUUAAAGUUGCUGUCACUGCAACAAUGGGUGUAUCUCGGGGAAGAAAUGCUCGAACAAUUCCCAAUGAGCUGUAUUUUUUCCGAAAGGAGUCUCCCCAAUGCGACACACAGUGUGCUUCAUCGACAAAAACGGACAAGCAGCGGGAACCAAAUUCAGGUUUUCGGAGGACACCAUCUAUGAAAUGUCGAAAGACUGCCUGCAAGGUCGCCGCAACUGGCCUUUUUGUCUCAUGUUAUGAUAACAUAAACAUGAUGAUACACGUGGCGGAACAGAUACUAGGUUGGAAAAAUGCCCAGGAGAAUGGAACUUGUGCAACCAUUAUACCUCUCCACAAUGCGACACUUGAGGGCCUCUCUACGGAACGUCUUGAUGAAGCUAUCAUGACUGCCCCGCCAUUGAUGCUCGAGGAUUUGGAGCUCAAUGAAGCAGAAUCAGAACUUAUGAAUUGCGCCCUCGUACACACGAUCCUAUCAGUUAUCGUGAGGUAUGGUGGCGAGGGCUUUGAACAGUGGAAAGCUGACCUUGACAAAUCUUGCCCACAAAGCGCCGAAACGAUUGGCGUACACCAAACCUCACUGCAUCCCUUACCAGCCAUGGAAAUUGACGAGAACACAAUCACAGGAAAUGUGGAGGUCAUAGACACAAUUUUUACCGAGCUUCAUCUUGACCAGGGGCAUGAAGAUUUCACGAAGUUCGUCAAGAUCAUCGCUGGCGAUCAGUUGACUAUUGUGAGACAGCGAUCAAUUCUGAAUGUACGUGUGGGUCAUGAGAGCGGAGCUGAUGCAUGGAAACAUAUCGUACUCAUGCCUGGGUUGUUUCAUGCAAAGAUUGCCGAUUGUCAUGGCCUCCUUCAAGUUCACUUUGGAAAAUCAUCAACUCGCAGUCCAGGAAGCCUUGCAUUUCACAACACUUGCCUCGACCGGAUCCCAAUUGUCCUGACUUCCCUCCCAUCAUUUCAUGUCUGUCGUGAUUUGAGUAUGGUGUCCCUCUAUGCCCGCAUCCUCCAUUGUCUCCUGCUAGUCUCUGGAACAAGCACCCUAGAAGAAUACAUCAGCAAGAAGCCGACGUGGGAAGCAAUGAGUAUCCACGCACGCAAAAUUCUGGAGACAUACGCGAAUGCUGAUCGAGUCCAAGAGCUUCGAGAACCGAGAAUUGUCGAGGAACGCAAACGAGAUGCAGAAAAGAAAGCAGAGAAAAAGAGCGACAUUCCACCCAAAAGUGAAGCAACAGCGCAGUCAAAGAAACCCCAAGAAGUUCCCCUUCCACACAUUCCGAAAGGCGACAUGGUGUUUGAGAACGCAAGUUUGUUUAUGCGUGAUGCUCUCCUCACACGACUCUUUUCGGACGCAAUCAAAUCUGGCGACUCAGGCCUUAUUAUCUUGGUGCUCAAGCUUUGGUCCUUUGCAUACUGGGGAAGCGGACGGCUAAAAUAUGCACACGAAAUGCUGCACCUCCUUCACAAUCUCGUCAAUGUUUGGACAUCUCAACUUCGAAAAAUCAUAGUUCAGAACUGGUUACUUAACCCUACAGGAAAGGCUAAUGCCUUUGUUGAGAUUGACCUUGUGCAGGAACAUCUCAACUUCUGGAUUAAGAAAGUAUACAAGGCCAACGGUGACGGUCAUUCAUGGGAGUGGCUUUCUCUCGUUUCUCUGUGUAUUGAUGUCUUGUGGCGACUUGCGAAGAAGAUUCACGGUGAAUUAGGUUCUCAGCUGGGAUCAAAGCACACAAUUCCCGACCUACAUAAGGACAUUCAAACCCUGAUGGAUGCUCUGAAUGAGCACGAAGUCUACGUUGUGAAAGAAGGCAGGGUUUUGGAUGCAAACGAUACCCCCAUGCCCAAUGUCAUCUCAACUGGGUUAGCGGCACUUGCUCAUGGGAACGCAACCAACCCACUGGCUGAAUUCAAUGCUCAGUACGACAGCCUUCGCGAGCGCCGUAAACUCGUGCCUAUUUCCGAUCUAUGCCCAAUAUCUGCCAACAUGCGUCACCCUGAAUCCUCGACAGCUGUCCCCAUCCCUGUGAUCACUGAACAAAUACCAGCCAACGAAACAGGUUUGGAAGACGAAUAUGAAGGCUUACCCAAGUUGGCAAUAACUUCAGACUCAGAGGAUGAGGAAGAUCGCGAAGAUCCUUAUGAUGAGGAUUUGUUUGCUGAUUCACCAACCCUUAGGCGACUAGAGGAAGAGGAUGUGGCGUUAGAGAUGGAUGAUUUGGUGUUGGAUGACCCUGGGAUGGAUUGGGAUAGUGACGAGCAAGGAGACAGUGAUGAGGACUUGGACUGA